Molecule: messenger RNA, 4172 nt
Organism: Macadamia integrifolia
Lineage: Eukaryota; Viridiplantae; Streptophyta; Magnoliopsida; Proteales; Proteaceae
Product: actin cytoskeleton-regulatory complex protein pan1-like
Exons: 13
Coding region: 447-3743 (1098 amino acids)
Biological process (GO): endosomal transport; endocytosis
Cellular component (GO): cytoplasm; plasma membrane; intracellular membrane-bounded organelle
Molecular function (GO): protein binding; calcium ion binding
Source: RefSeq, a predicted model, not a curated record
AGUACCCGACUACCCAAUACCCAUUCUCUGGAUCGAGCGAGAAAUGCCUCCGGCAAGAACAUCUCUGUUCUGUAAAUAUAUGAUGAUCUGAAUUGCCAAAAUACCUGGAAAAAUCCAGACUUCCUCAUUAUAUACUCUCUGACCUCCUCGAUCGAGUCAUGCGAUCACUGAAAUCUCUUUUUAUCAUUCGAUCCAACGAAGAGAGUCCCAUCUCUUUGCUUUCUUUAGCGGUCCCUCGACUGCUGAGAUCUGCUAAACCCUCUUGUCAUUCUCGGCACAGACCGUGGAAUCUAGGGUUCUGAGUUCUUUCUCUUUUCUGAUUCAGAUUCGUUGGAUUUGGCUCUCUAUUUUGAAUGUUUUGAUGUGCGAUCAGUAGCUUUUGAUUGAUUUUAUGUUCUAAUCUGCGAAUUUUGGUGAAUUUCGAUAUAACUCUGUAGUGGUUGAGAAUGGCGGGGCAAAACGUCGAUCUAUUCGAUACAUAUUUUAGGAGAGCAGAUUUGGAUCAGGACGGGAGGAUUAGUGGAACUGAAGCUGUUGCAUUCUUUCAAGGUUCAAAUUUGCCGAAAAAUGUCCUUGCGCAGAUAUGGAUGCAUGCCGAUCAGAACCGUACUGGUUACCUUGGUAGGGCUGAAUUCUAUAAUGCUCUGAAAUUGGUAACUGUGGCACAAAGUAAGCGAGAACUAACUGCCGAUAUGGUAAAGGCGGCAUUAUAUGGUCCGGCUGCAGCUAAAAUCCCUGCACCGCAGAUAAAUAUGUCAUUGAUAUCUCCAACACAGCCAAGUUCUAUGGCAGCGGCUCCUGCCCCUCAGAUGGGAGCACUAGCACCUACUGCAACUCAGAAUCCUGGCUUUAGAGGGCCGCAGUUAUAUCCAAAUGCUAAUAUGAAUCCACAGUUUCGCCCUUUGCUGGGCAAUCAAUUCAUGAGGCCACCUCAACCCAUGCCUGUUGGUGCUGCUUUACUACCAUCACAGGGCAUUCCUGGGGGAGCUUCUGUGGCAGCUCCACGCCCACCGAACUCAAAUAUCUCAACACCUGUUGGUGCUGCUUUACUACCAUCACAAGGCAUUCCUGGGGGAGCUUCUGUGGCAGCUCCACGCCCACCAAACUCAAAUAUCUCAGCUGAUUGGCUCAGUGGAAGGACUGGUAUAUCCCCAAUGGGAGCAACCUCACAAACCCCUAGUAGAGGGACUUCUCCCACUGUAGGUCAGGAUGGAUUUGGUCUGCCAUCUUCAGGUCUAACAUCUUCGAUACCACCUAGAGCACAUGCAACUUCUGGGAUUACAACUACAGUCACUUCCAAGCCACAAGAUCUGGGCUUAUCAUCAUUCCAGUCAACGCCUAAGGAUUCUAAGGAAUUAGUCAUUUCUGGUAAUGGAUUUGCUUCCAAUUCAGUUUUUGGAGAAGAUAUGUUUUUGGCUUCUCAACCAAAACAAGUUGCUGCAGCGCCUUCAUUUUCUGCAGGCAGUGCAGCUAUUUCAUCUGCCAUGGUUCCAGUGUCUUCUGGGCCCCAGCCUUCAGUUAAGCAGGAUCCGUUUGAUUCCUUCAGCUCAUUAUCAACUCAACCUGCAGGUGGUCAACUUCAGCAACCACAAUCAGUGGUGAAACCAAACCAGCAGGUUUCUGCCCAGAGUGCUGCAGCUUUUAGUUCAUCUAACAUUUUGAUGGGACCUGGUAAUACUGCACCACCCCAGUCGCAGCCCUCAUGGCCUAAGAUGACUCAGUCCAACAUUCAGCAGUAUACAAAAGUGUUUGUUGAGGUGGACACAGACAGGGAUGGUAAAAUCACUGGCGAACAGGCCCGUAACCUUUUUUUGAGUUGGAGAUUGCCAAGAGAGGUCUUAAAGCAAGUCUGGGACUUAUCCGAUCAAGAUAAUGAUAGCAUGCUUUCGCUGAGAGAGUUCUGUACAGCGCUCUAUUUGAUGGAACGGUACAGGGAAGGUCGUCCUCUUCCAGCUGUGCUUCCAAACAGUGUCAUGUAUGAUGAGACACUUUUGCGCAUCACAGGGUCCACAGGGCCUGCUGCUGCAUAUGGACAUACAGCUUGGAGACCUACUGUUGGCAUGCAACCACAGCCUGGAAUGCCUGGUGCAAGCUCAAUAUCACCUGCAGCUAGUAUGAGGCCGCCGGUGCAGAUUCCGGUCUCUCCUCAAGCUGAUGGAGUGAUGCAGCCCAGUCGUCAGAAGUCAAGGGUGCCAGUUUUGGAGAAGCACCUGGUAAACCAACUCAGCAAGGAGGAGCAUGAUUCGUUAAACUCAAAGUUCCAGGACGCAACAGAAGCCGAUAAAAAGGUGGAGGAAUUGGAGAAGGAGAUUAUGGAUUAUAAGGAGAAGAUGGAAUUUUACCGCAACAAGAUGCAGGAACUUGUGUUAUACAAAAGCAGAUGUGACAAUCGACUUAAUGAGAUCACUGAAAGGGCUUCUGCUGAUAAACGUGAGGUUGAGGAACUAGCUAAAAAGUAUGAAGAGAAGUACAAGCAGGUUGGAGAUGUGGCCUCUAAAUUAACCAUUGAAGGGGCCACUUUUCGUGAUGUUCAGGAGAGGAAAAUGGAAUUAUAUCAGGCAAUUGUCAAAAUGGAGCAGGGUGGAAGUGCUGAUGGUAUUCUUCAGGUUCGUGCUGAUCGUAUACAAUCAGAUCUUGAGGAGCUAGUAAAGGCUUUGAAUGAACGGUGCAAGAAAUAUGGGUUACAUGUUAAGCCUACUGCACUAAUUGAGCUUCCUUUUGGAUGGCAACCUGGCAUUAAGGAGGGAGCAGCUGAUUGGGAUGAAGAUUGGGAUAAGUUUGAAGAUGAAGGAUUCACAUUUGUCAAGGAGCUCACUCUUGAUGUUCAGAAUGUUGUGGCCCCUCCAAAACCAAAAUCUACAUCAGUUUGGAAGGAAAAGGCUUCCUCAGAUGAGGGCCUGACCACCACAUCCCCGAAUGCUGAUACUAAAUCAGAGAAGCCUACGAGUACAGUUGACUGGAACACUGAGAAUGGAUCUGCUUAUGCACAUAGUGAAGAUGGCUCAGCAAGAAGUGCUCCGGCCAGUCCCACUGGAAGGAGUACAAUGGAGAGCCCAUCUCAAGAUUUUGGAGAUAACCAUUUUUUGAAGAACAUUGGUUCCGAUGCAUCACCUCGUGCUAAUGAAACACAUAAUGAUCAUGGUGGUGCUGAAUCCAUCCUUUCUGGGGAUAAAAUUUUUGAUGAACCAACAUGGGGUACUUUUGACACCAAUGAUGAUACAGAUUCUGUGUGGGGCUUCAACACGUCUCAUACAAAAGAUCUAGAUCAAGAGAGCCACAGAGACUCAUUUUUUUCUGGUGAGUUGGGUCUGCACCCGAUAAAAACUGAAUCCCCACAAGCAGACAGCAUGUUCCAGAGGAAGAGCCCAUUUAAUUUUGCAGACUCUGUUCCUGGCUCACCUCUCUUCAAUUCUGGUUACUCGCCAAGGUUCAGUGAAGGAUCAGAGGACCACUCUUUUGAUAAUUUCUCAAGAUUUGAUUCCUUCAGCAUGCAUGACAGUGGACUUUUCCCACCACACAGUUCGACUCUUACAAGGUUCGACUCUAUGCGCAGCACUGCAGAUUCGAUCCACAGAGGUGAGACCCUUACAAGGUUCGACUCUAUCCGCAGCACUGCAGAUUCCGUCCAAAGUGGUUUCCCAUCUUUUGAUGAUACCGAUCCUUUUGGCUCAAGUGAGCCAUUUAAAAGUUCUUCAGAAAAUCAAACGCCUAGGAGAGUUUCAGAUAGUUGGGGUGCUUUCUAGCCAGGUCAUUUGGUGUUAGAUCCAUUUGUAUUCUUAUCUCAGUUUGAGCCUUUUGGGAGGUCUGUUCAACUGAUUAUCUCCCUUCCUUGGUGUGCUAUAAGGUCUGUGAUGAUCAUUGGUUGUAGUGUAUUCAGGAGUACAUCCCUUGUAUUUCUGCGAAUCCAAUUCUUUUUUUUUUUUUUCUGGGGGAGGGGGGGUGUGGUUGGGGGUUCUGGGAAAGAUUUUUCUUUCCCUUUCGUAUGUGUUGAGUAAUUUUUUAUAUAAUAUAUUUCUACUUAUCGGUGCAUGGGAGUUGAUUUUGAAGUGGGUAGAAAUUCCCUAGGUUGGCUUCUUUGUUUUGGUUCUGUAAUGAAUGGUUUGUGGGAAUUUUCAUUAAAGAGCAGUUUGAAUUGUACAAGCAUUGCUUGGAAUGGCAGGUUAAGUGGAUCA